[Torrubiella] hemipterigena is the source of this 1377-nucleotide messenger RNA. The record is from the annotation of a GenBank genome assembly. NCBI's taxonomy places the organism in Eukaryota, Fungi, Ascomycota, Sordariomycetes, Hypocreales, Clavicipitaceae.
GGCGAGGAUUUAUGUUGUUUGCUAUGUUGUUGGGGUUAAACUCCGCAACCGAAGGCUGUGAAGGCAUAGUCCGCAGAACUGUAAAUCGGCAGCCCUAAUAACCAUCUUCCGAACACGCGUAUAGGCUAUGUUUGGUUUACCUCUGCUGUGACGGUCAGUAUAUUAAGGCACUUGCAAAUAUUUAUAAGAAGCCACAAGGACAACCCAGUGUAGAUGAUAGUUUUCAUUUAAUAACCACACUCAAGAAAAUAUCCCAAGAAAUUUCAAAGCUCUACCUCUACAAUGACUACAAUGACUUCUAAGCUCGUCCUGGUUUACAGCGCCACAAGUCGGCAAGGCGAGAGCGUCGUUCGCUCGCUGCUAGACAACGCAUCGGGUGCCUUCAAGGUCCGCGGGACCACCCGUGACGUCAACUCCGACAAGUCCAAGAGCCUUAUAGCACUUGGUGUGGAGAUGGUGUCGAUAGAUGCUGCAGGAGGAUUAGAGAGCCUUGGAGCGCAGGCACUGGCAGCGUUUGACGGCUGCUGGGGGGCCUUCAUCAACAUUGAUUCAUACAACCCAGUUAUCGUGGCCGACGGCGGCCCAUCUGUGUACGACUAUAGCAAAAUCGUCGUUGACGCUGCAGCAAAGGCGGGAGUCCAGCAUAUUGUCCACAGCUCUUUGCCACCUUCCAGUGAAAUCAGUGACGGCCUCAUAUCUAUUGACUACUUUGACGACAAGGACGCCAUUAAUACGUAUAUCAAAGCCAACCCGCAGUUCCGUACCACAACCGCCAUAAAUGCGGGAUGGUAUUUGGAAAACUUUCUCGAUAAGCGCUUGACGCCUGUCAUUGGUGGGUUCCCCUUCACUGCCGAGGACGGCUGCUUGAUACUGCGACUGCCCAGUUUCGGCGGAAACGGAUCUAUGCAUUUCGUAGACAUCGAACAGGACUUUGGUGACUUUGUUCACGGUGUGCUGGUUGACCCAGAGGUAUACAAUGGCGCGUCCAUUCAAGGAUUCAGCGUCUUGGAUACACCUGAGGCGCUUGUGCAGGCAUUCACUCAAGUCACUGGUAAAACAGCACGAUACGUCGAAAUAACACCCAAGGAAUUCUCUACUCACGGUUCGCGUGGCUUAUUGGCCAUGAAGAAGGAGAUUCUCUAUUGCCAGUAUAAUGGCGGGCUGUUCUAUGGUGAGCCAUCCGAUCUAGGCCCGGCGGCAACACUUAAGGCUAUUGCAGCAGAGGCACGCGGUAGACGCCCAGUGGCUUCGGGCAACAGUGGGUUGUCGAGCGUGCUUGACUUUGUGAAGCAGCAUUUUGCCCGCGAUUCGUCGCUCUCUUAGUUAGUUCGCAUAAUGUAAAGCAUUUGACGCCGAAAACAGGUGUACAAAAGUGAA